UUGACAGGAAACAUGUCGGUGUGGUGGGAGCGAACCGGGAUGCAGCUGCUGCCAAGGGAGACAGGGAGUACCUGCAUCCAAUCCACACAUCAGCACCUUUAAAACCACCAGGCUUUCCCCACAGAUACGUCUGCUUAUGAUGCGCUGAACUGCUUCGCUUUUUUUAAAACAUCCAUUUGAAACGAAGGGGCACCCAAUGGAUGCUGUGGCAAACCGUGUAGUCCCGCUCGGUAUCUCCAUAUUGUGUUUGAUUUAGCCUACAACCAGAGACACCUUGAUGAAACAGCGGGAACUACGAGGACUGUUGUUGCAAUGGAGUCGACUCUCUCACGGCUCAAACCCCGUCUGUAAACCUACAACAUCUCGUUUCAUGGCGUUUUGCAGCAGGUUGCUCUGUUCCGUGGGCUUCACCACGUUUCUUUUCUGAAUUAUUUUUUUGUUUUUUGUUUUUAUUUUUAAAGCGCAAAGGGAAAAUAACGACCACUGCUCGCAAAACUAUGAACGAGGAGAUGACAAAAAGCGAGGAGCAGCAUCUUAGUUUGCAGAAAGCCUUGCAGCAGUGCGAGUUGGUGCAAAAUAUGAUAGACAUAAGCAUUUCUAGUUUGGAGGGUUUACGGACCAAAUGUGCCACAUCCAACGACUUGACACAAAAAGAGAUACGAACGCUGGAGGGGAAGUUGGUGAAGUACUUCAGCCGCCAGCUGUCCUGUAAGUGCAAAGUGGCCUUAGAGGAGCGAAGUGUCGAGCUGGAGGACUUCCCUCGCCUCGGCCACUGGUUCCGCAUCGUCAACUUGAGGAAAGAGGUCACACAGGAGAUGAGCCCAGGUGAGGUGACCCUGGAGGGCCUGCUGGAGUUGAGCGAUGAGCAGGUGUGUGAGCUGCUGCAGAAGUUUGGUGCCAACGAAGAGGAGUGCGCCCGACUCAACGCCUCCCUCUCCUGCCUCAGAAAGGCCCACCAGCUCGAACAACUUGAGGAGGAUAAAUUGCACAGUAAUGGAGGGAGCCAGGCGAAGCAGGACUGGUCCAUCCAGUGGCCCACCUCUGAAUCGGGCAAAGAAAACACUCCGGUGUGCCAGCCAGAGGUCAGUCAGUGGAUCCAGUAUCAGCUCUCCCAAAGCCCCAAAGUCCAGUCCAAGUACAACCAGCACAUGUGCCACAGCCCCCAGGCCCUGGCCCCCCCUUUAUAUGCCGAUCGACUGACCGUCGACAGCCCAGCCACAGGGCUCUUCCCGCCCUUGGACUUUGGUCAUCGCUCUCUGCCCCCGUCUCCCCGCCAGAGGCAUUUUGGCCACACACCUCCUCGGACUCCCUUGGUGGUCAACACCAUGACCCCGCCUGGCACUCCCCCCAUGCGGCGAAGGAACAAAGGGAAGGCCCCGGGCACGCCACCUCCACCGAGCCGCAAGCUCAUCCAUCUGCUGCCGGGCUUCACCGCACUGCACCGCAGCAAAUCCCACGAGUUCCAGCUGGGGAACCGCGUGGAUGACACACAGACACCAAAAGCCAAGAAGAAGACCAAGCCCUUGAACCUUAAGAUUCACAGCAGCGUGGGCAGCUGUGAGAAUCUGCCCACGCAGCGCUCGCCCCUCCACACCGAGCGAUCUCUGAGAUCCUUCUUCUUCCCCUCCUUCAUCCCUUCCACACCUCCUGUCCAUGCUGAAACCCCCUCUGCAAACACUCUCUCAGUGCCUCGCUGGUCCCCACAGAUUCCACGGAGAGAUCUGGGAAACUCAAUAAAACACAGGUUUUCCACAAAGUAUUGGAUGUCCCAGACAUGCAUAGUAUGUGGAAAGGGAAUGUUGUUUGGACUGAAAUGUAAAAACUGCAAGCUGAAGUGCCACAACAAAUGCACCAAAGAAGCCCCACCUUGCCAUUUAUUGAUCAUACAGCGAGGCGGACGAGAAUCCCUCAAAGAUCCCCAAGGAACAACUCAAGUAGCUCGUCUGGUACGGACCGAAUCAGUGCCAUGUGAUAUCAACAACCCGCUCAGGUACACAGACCUGCACAUCAGUCAGACGCUCCCCAAAACCAACAAAAUCAACAAGGAUCACAUCCCAGUCCCAUACCAGCCAGACUCCAGCAGUAAUCCGUCAUCCACCACCUCCUCCACCCCGUCUUCCCCGGCUCCCCCUCUGCCCAGCAGUGCCACCCCCCCCUCGCCCCUACAUCCCUCCCCACAGUCGGCGCGGCAACAGAAACAGUUCAACUUGACAGGUAUCACAAUGGCCUCCAGUUAUUUCAAAUACAAACAACAGUUCAUCUUUCCUGAUGUUGCUCCAGAAGCUCCUCCAAGCAGAGCACCGCAGGUCAUUCUGCACCCUGUCCUCUCUGAACCAGGGAACGAGGGCAACCCUUUACUUCAAAUCGAAGUCGACCCUACAUCAGACAACGAGGAGGGCAACGACGAGGACUCCGGUGACGAGUUCGAGGAGAUGAACCUGUCGCUCCUGUCGGCUCGCAACUUCCCGCGCAAGGCCAGCCAGACCAGCAUCUUCCUGCAGGAGUGGGACAUCCCGUUUGAGCAGCUGGAGAUCGGAGAGAUGAUCGGCACGGGGCGCUUUGGCAAAGUUUUCCACGGACGCUGGCACGGUGAGGUGGCCCUCCGCUUGAUCGAUAUCGAGCGCGACAACGAGGACCAGCUCAAGGCCUUCAAGCGUGAGGUGAUGGCCUACCGCAACACUCGCCACGAGAAUGUGGUGCUGUUUAUGGGGGCCUGUAUGAGCCCACCACACCUGGCAAUCAUCACCAGUCUGUGUAAAGGCAGGACACUUUAUUCUGUGGUGCGGGAUGCCAAGGUUGUCCUGGAUGUUAACAAGACCAGACAGAUCGCACAAGAGAUGGUCAAGGGGAUGGGCUACCUCCACGCGAAGGCGAUCUUACACAAAGACAUGAAGUCCAAGAACGUGUUUUAUGACAACGGCAAAGUCGUCAUCACCGACUUUGGACUCUUCACCAUAUCUGGGGUUUUGCAGGCUGGCAGCCGGAGAGAAGACAAACUGAGGAUCCCCAACGGCUGGCUGUGUCACCUGGCCCCAGAAAUAAUCCAGCAGCUCUCCCCGGACACAGAGGAGGACAAGCUUCCCUUCUCCAAACAGUCGGAUGUCUUUGCUUUUGGCACCAUCUGGUACGAGUUACACGCACGCGAGUGGCCUUACAAGAGUCAGCCAGCAGAGGUGAUCAUAUGGCAGAUUGGCAGCGGGAUGAAGCCCAACCUCGCCCAAACUGGCAUGGGGAAGGAGAUAUCAGACAUUCUGCUUCUGUGCUGGGCGUACAAGCAGGAUGAGCGGCCCAGCUUCUCCAAGCUGGUAGACUUACUGGAAAAGUUGCCAAAACGGAAUCGUCGCCUUUCCCACCCAGGGCACUUCUGGAAGUCAGCUGAGUAUGUCAAAUGAGUUAGGGACACAAAACAGCAAACAAUCAGCAACUAUUAAAAAACAAAAAAAACAACAGCAGCCAUUACUCUACUUAAAUAACCCACCUCCUUAAAGAAUGCACUGAAUCCAAAAGCCAGCCCAGUGAUGAAAACUGCCCGUGCUGUGUGUAUUUUCAUGGAAUGUUGGCAUGUGUGUGUACAGACAGGAUGACUGUCAGGCUUCUCUCAGCAGUCGGGACUCAUAUUUUCAUUGGUUUGGAUAUUUUUUCCUUUUUAUCUUUUUUGUCUUUUACUAUUGACUUGAUCCCUUCAUAAUAUUUGAUUUAUAUCCUGGAUGUAUCUUGCUUGUAACUUUCGACUGAUCACAUCAUUCUGGACUUAAAAAAAACAACAUGUGUUUGAGAACAAAUGUAGAUUUAUUUUCCCAUGUCUUCUUCUGUUUUGUUUUGAAUGAAUGUAACUGUUGUACAUCACACAUUGUAUAUAUUCAUUGCAUUCUCUUGCCAUUCCUUAUGUCUGUCAACUGUGUAGACCAUUUUGUCCGUGUUACCUCAUGGUCUCUCAUGUGUGGAUGUCUGUACUGGCUACAUGUUUGUCUCAAAAGGUUUUUUAACUUUAAAAAAAUGUCCUCUUAUUGACGCCGUACCAUUUGAAUGUGAAGAAGCCAGCGUCCCUGUUUGUGUGGGGAUGUGUUGACACGGUUCUUUGAUGGGAGGAUGUUCUCUGAUCAGCCUGUGCUUUGAAUAUUGCCUGUGAACAUAAGCGAGACGUUUGAACAAUAACAGUUUUUUGGGGGAAAAAGCCGGUCAGAUCAGGACUUCCUCACUUGACGCUGUUCUGUGAAAUCGCUGACACUUGAAAUGUAUCUCGUCAACUAAUUACCCUUCAGAUAUGCUAUCACUGAGCCCCCCCAUUUCCCAGAAAUAAAUUUAUUUUACUUUAAAUAGCUAAAGAAAGAUACAGACUAUAAUAGAUACAGAUUCAAAUCCAAAGCUUGUUACUGUAUAGUCAGUUAUUUUUAUUCAAUUGAUACAUGAACUGACACGUUAGCUUUCUGAGUAGUGUAUGAAACUGUUCUUAAAAUAGUUUGGAACUGUAAAGAAGACCUGUUGCUAAUGGGCCUGGGUCUGAGGAAAACGAUGUGACUGUUGGACGCGUAAAGGGAGAGCACACAACCUUUAAAAAGGCAACACACAAACUCUAGUCAAGGUAAUCUUUCAGUUUGUUUUUCACCUGGUAAAAUGUGUUUGUAGUUGCUUAAAAGCAGUGUUGUAGUCACUUUGAAUUUAUAUUCAUCCUGCCUCAACUUUAAUUUUUAUCCAAAACAAUAACAAAAGAUUGAGAGACAUAAACAACACAAUUGCGAGGAAAAGUUUAACUUAAAAAAAUAUAUAUAUAGUACACUAGAAAGUAGAAAUGUUUAAAAAUUAACUCUUUCAAAUCAAUCCUCCCAAACAUUGAUAAAUUACUAUAAUUCAGAAAUCAGCGGUAUAAAGGUGUUUUCAGACGAGCUUGAUCAAACAGUUACUACAGCCCUCAGUUAUGAGAUAAUGCUAAAGUAAAACUACUACAGCUACCACUCUGUUCAAAAGUUAGCUAAAAUGCUAAGAGAAUUGUAAGAGCAAAAGGAGAAGUCAGCGAACUGGCUCAUUAAUGUCGGAGACUACAGUUUACCAGACCAAGUAAGACUGUUGCAAUGGUGCCUUUGAUUGAAUUCAACUUUUAAGAGGAAGAUUCUGUUAUUUAGUUUGUUAUAUAGUUUGGCUUUAAGGCAAAGACGUGUUCACUCAAAUCAAUACACAGUUUAUUUUACAAGAGAAAUAUAAUAUAGUACAUGCAUAUACUGUAUAGGCACACAGACACACACACACAGACAGACACACACACACACAGACACACACACACACACACAGUUCAUUCAUGUUGUUAGCUGUGGCUGUAUAGAAAUAAAGUGAGGUGUUUUUUGUCGCAACAAAGAUCAAGCAGGGGAUGAGUACAUCAUCUUCUGUCUCUUUACUCACUAUUCAUGGAGGUUACCCUGUGAAGCGCUGUAACUCUAUAUUUUAACACUGAUCAGAAAAUGAAUGUCUUUCAUUAACCAUACAACCUUACAAAAAGAGACUUGUUCUUGUCUCUGUAAUAACUAGGCUUCUCUUGACUACAACACUGCUGAAAAAGUGACUGUGGAGGACAAAUCAAUCUUAAACUUGCCUUUUUUUUUUUUUUUAUCUUCGCACACUUCAUUUACACAAAUCUAAAGAGUGAAUUAUUGAGUUAUAAAGUUAAAGUAAAAAGUUAGAAACUUCAAUCUGGCUGAACUUUCCCUUCGACAUAUCAGAAAAGACAUAUCAGGAUGCUGAAAGAACCACCCCAGGCCAUUUUCUACUUCAUACUGUAUAUCAUAAUAUAUUUUAAUGUGUGUUUUAAAGAUAUAACAAAUCUGAGUCAUAUCAUCAUGAAUUGGAAGCUGUGGCGUCCUUUGAGCUGUAUACUGCUUUUGAUUCUCUCUAGCCACGUGGAAUAGAUAGAGACAAUCCAAUCAUGUUAAAUAGCCAUUUUCCACCUCGUAUAUAAACAUCUGCCAGUGUUGGAAAAUGCAUACAAACAAUCUGCUGCUGUUUUUUGGAGUCUGUCUGUCUAUUUUGGAAUUGCUGGGAUUCAAAUAUUGUAAGUGGAUCAUUUAUAUUUGUACUGUUUACAACUUUCAAGUGCAUGAGUUGGAUUAUCAAAGAUUGAUUCUUGUUUAUGAAAAAAAAAAAAUCCUUCUACACUAUAUAUAAAAAGUUAUGUGAGCAUUUUUCUGAUGAACUGUUGUCCAUUGAGCAGUUUGAUCUCAAUACGUAAUGAAGUUUUACGUCAGGCUUUGCAGAACUUUUCAACAGCUUUGUUUGAGAGAAUGAUUGUUUCAGAAUAUUUAUAGAUUAUAUAAAUGAUUAGACUAGCAUUUAAAUUACAAAAAGGGUUGUGGCCUGUGCACAUGCUAGAGUUGACGACAACCUGACUGGACAACAAUCAAAGAUCUAACAUUAGUGCCAAGUGUACAUAACAGAUUGUAGACUAUGUUUUAUCGUCACUUGCCGUAAUAUCAAUAUUCCUUGUGAAUUAUUUGACUUCUUUCUUUUGAAUGUACAAAUUGUGUUGUGUUUUUUUGUUGUUUCUGUUUUCUGUUCAUUUAAAUUAAUUUUCCGCCAUUUUCCUUCUAAUUGCAUAAGCAUUGAUGCUGUGUUGUUUCUUUUCCUUGAUUCCGUCCUUGUAUUGUAGAUGAUAGCUCCAAAAAGCUUGUAUUUAAUGAUGCCUUAUGGUCCAUGGCUUAGUGAUGGGUAGAUUUUGAUCACAAGCUCUUUUAUUUGCACUCAUCCUUUACAAAGUGUAUGACAAUAAAAAGAUGUUUUCAUUUUG
Cottoperca gobio is the source of this 6772-nucleotide messenger RNA. It is a transcript of the gene ksr2, whose product is annotated as kinase suppressor of ras 2. The transcript has 21 exons. Gene Ontology annotation, cellular component: cytoplasm. The coding region runs from base 498 to 3392 and encodes 964 amino acids. Gene Ontology annotation, biological process: protein phosphorylation; Ras protein signal transduction; calcium-mediated signaling. Gene Ontology annotation, molecular function: ATP binding; protein kinase activity. The record is from RefSeq and is a predicted model, not a curated record. NCBI's taxonomy places the organism in Eukaryota, Metazoa, Chordata, Actinopteri, Perciformes, Bovichtidae.